Molecule: messenger RNA, 2019 nt
Organism: Penicillium waksmanii
Lineage: Eukaryota; Fungi; Ascomycota; Eurotiomycetes; Eurotiales; Aspergillaceae
Product: putative ATP dependent RNA helicase
Exons: 3
Coding region: 1-2019 (672 amino acids)
Cellular component (GO): intracellular anatomical structure; catalytic step 2 spliceosome
Molecular function (GO): RNA binding; ATP hydrolysis activity
Source: RefSeq, a predicted model, not a curated record
AUGGCUUCGGAGCUAGAUGUGUCAACCACUUUUAUCCCGGCUCUAUACAAGCCAGCGGCUUUGCUGCCAAUUGCGCGACACAGAGAGAGCCUGUUGUACUUGGUCGAAAAUUAUUCAGUCACCAUCGUGGUGGGCCAAACGGGAAGUGGAAAAACGACACAACUCCCACAGUAUCUGGAUCAAGCAGGUUGGUGUAAAGAUAGCAAAGUCAUUGCAGUGACGCAGCCUCGGCGAGUUGCUGCCACGACGGUUGCCACUCGCGUCGCGGAAGAAAUGGGAGGCAAGAUCGGAGAAGCAGUUGGUUACUCAAUCCGCUUUGAAGAUACCACGUCAGAAUCAACCAGGAUCAAAUUCCUCACCGACGGAAUGCUUCUAAGAGAAGCCCUGGUCGACCCGCUGUUAUCACGGUACUCGGUGAUCAUGGUCGACGAAGCCCACGAGAGAUCUCUCAGCACAGACGUCCUCCUUGGAAUUCUCAAGAAAAUUCGGAAAAAGAGACCCGAGCUGCGCAUUAUCAUCAGUAGCGCUACCCUGCAGGCGGAAGAUUUUCUACGAUUUUUCGCGGACGAUGAAUUCAACGCCGACGCAGAACCUGCCGAUCUGGGCGGGAGUGUGGGGCGCAUCAUCAGUUUGGAAGGCAGGAUGUAUCCUGUAGAUACAUUGUUUCUCGAGUCGCCCGCGGAAGAUUACGUUGAACGAGCUGUCAAAACUGUAUUCGACAUUCACACCCAAGAAGCAGAUGGCGACGUUCUUCUCUUCUUGACCGGUCGCGAGGAAAUCGACCGAGCAAUCCAAUUGAUAUCCGAGCGGGCCGCGUAUCUUCAUCCAAAAGCGCCUUCAUUACUCACUCUGCCACUCUAUGCGGGCCUGACUACAGAGCAACAAAUGUACGUCUUCGAGCCAACGCCAGAAAACACAAGAAAGGUCAUUGUAUCGACAAAUAUUGCGGAAGCGUCGGUCACGAUAGACGGGAUAGUCUACGUGAUAGACUGUGGAUUCGCGAAGCUGAGGGCCUACAACCCCGCCACUGGUAUCGAAACAUUGACAGCUGUGCCGAUCUCAAAAGCAUCAGCUACACAGCGGGCCGGGCGAGCGGGCAGAACAAAGCCCGGGAAGUGUUUCCGUUUGUAUACUCAACAGACAUAUGAGCAACUUCCCGAAGCGACAAUCCCAGAGAUUCAACGGUCCAAUCUCGCACCUAUCGUGAUGCAGCUGAAGGCGCUAGGCAUUGACAAUAUCGUCCGAUUUGGUUUCUUGACAUCACCUCCAGCCGAGCUAGUCAUCCGUGCCUUCGAGCUUCUAUAUUCCCUGGGCGCGGUAGACGACCACGCCAAGCUAACAAAACCACUCGGCAUCCGAAUGGCAGAACUAGCCGUGGAUCCCAUGAUGGGCAAAGUCCUCCUAGCAGCGCCCAAAUUCGGCUGCCUGAGCGAGAUUCUGACCAUCGCAGCCAUGGUCAGUCUACAAGGAACAGUCUGGGUCCAACACGACGGCGACAAAAAAGCCGCCGAAAGCCAUCGCCGCAAAUUCGCAGUCGAAGAAGGUGAUCAUCUCACCUACCUCAAUGUAUAUCAAGCCUUCAUCACAAAGGGCAAGAAAGAUUCAAAAUGGUGUCGUGACAAUCUAUUGGAUUAUCGAGCUUUACUCCGGGCAGUCAGUAUCCGGGGACAGCUCAAGCGAUAUCUCGAACGCUUUGGCAUUCAAACCGACGAAACUCUGUCCCGGCACAAUGCCAAUGCUCCUGAUCUAAGCCAUACACCGGAACAAAUACAGCGGUGUCUCACGACGGGCUACUUCGCUCAUGCCGCGAAGAUGCAGCCGGAUGGCACUUUUAAGACUGUUAGCGGUGGCUUGACACUUCAUGCUCACCCUAGCUCUUUGAUGUUUAAUCGAAAAGCGGACUGGGUCAUCUUCCAUGAAAUUAUGCAGACGGGCGAGAAAACGUACAUUCGCGACGUGACCAAGAUCGAAAAGGGGUAUCUUCUGGAAUAUGCCCCGGAAUACUACAAGGUUUCUUAG